Messenger RNA from Diaporthe batatas, 2586 nucleotides. RefSeq lists its product as uncharacterized. The record is from RefSeq and is a predicted model, not a curated record. The transcript is spliced from 4 exons. NCBI's taxonomy places the organism in Eukaryota, Fungi, Ascomycota, Sordariomycetes, Diaporthales, Diaporthaceae. The coding region runs from base 1 to 2586 and encodes 861 amino acids.
AUGUCCUCGUCCAGGGCGAUCAAGAUGGAAACCUCACUCCCAUCCAGCUCCAAGGUGUCAAAGAAGGGUGGAAGCCAGCCAGCCGAUCCACCCCCCAACGACGCUGGGUAUGAGCCUGACGCAGACGAUUCGGCCAAUGAAGAUACCGAGGUGGAGGUAAUCGUUAAUGACUCCGAUCUGAACAUGCCUUCCAACCGUCAGCGCCCGCCGCCCAGGCGAGAGGCCGACAUGAGCUCCAUCAUCACCGCCGCCCAGAGGGCCGAGCUCAGCACCCUAGUCGAGGCCAUCAUGGAGAAGAUCAGCGUCCAGGUCCAGAAGCCUUUCUCAUUCCUCAACCACCCCCUCGCCCAAAAGAACCGAGUUCAGAUCUGGAAUUAUGGUCCCUGCAUGGAGGCCGCCCUGGCUUCUGUCGAUCCUAAUGCUGAGUCUCCAGCCGACGGCGUUGUGGUUUAUGGGUAUUGCAAGCCUGGCAUGUCAAGCCAGGAACAACCCGACGCCGGAGUCACCUCAGAUCCAGGUGAGACCGAAGCCACUCCAGACCCUGACCAAGCCCAGGGCCAAGACGCAGGCAAUACCGAUGGUGGUGCUGAUGAUGAUGGCCAAGUCCCUUCCAUCGUCAUCCCCGAAAUCGGUGCCAGUACCGUCGAGGGCGCGGUGCCGUCCAUGUCUGAGCUGCAGAAGGAUGUCAGCUCCUAUUUCGGAAAGUGGAAGGCCGCAUUUCAGAAGCGAUUCAAUGACUUCGUCGUGCCCAAGUUUCCCGUUUCCAAUACCGGACCGCCCGGGCAGGGCCAGGGCACUCCCCGUGGAGGCGCAGCUGGAGCUGGUCCUUUGGCAAUCAAAGGCAUUGCCUAUCAGGCCGACCUAAAUCUGUUACGACGUUUCCAGCCAGCCCAGACGUCCCUGAGCACUCUUCCAGUUGACAAGAGGCGCCUGCUACUCCACUCCAUCAUGCUCAUGCUGUUGUCCACAGAGCAUUACAUCGCAUACGCCCGCAUAUUCAUGAUGUAUCUCGCGUCCUCGCUGCAUAUUCCCAUGUAUGCCUUGGUUGAGGACGAGAAUCGUGUCGCCCGAUGUCUUGGCAACAUAUACAAGGCCCUGUGCGACGAGUCUGAGAAGUGCGAGGCCGAGGAACAGAAGAGAAUCGAGGAGCUCAAGACGGUGAAUGAGUGCAAGAAGCCGGAGCCUGUCGAGAACAACGACACCACGGAUGCCGAGGACACCAAGGCGGUCCAGGAGGCCAAGCAGGUGCAAGGAACCAAGCCGGUCAAGGAGAGUAAGCCUUCCAAGAAGUAUCGCCCCGUCACGAAUCCAGCCCAGGCGGGUACCGCCCUUCUGGCUGCUGGACUCGGCAUGAUACCCGCUGGACAGGGCCUCCCAGCAGUCAGCCUCCCGCCUGUCACGGUGGCUAAUCUGCUCGGUUCUUUGAGUGACAAUGAGAGCGCGCUUGCCACGUUUUUCGGAGUUAACCCCAGCCGACCGUCCGCCAAGUCCAUAGACAGCUUCGCACUCAUACUCCAAGACAUUGGUUUCAUCCCGCUACAGGGCCCCAAGGAGCCUGGCUUUCAAUGCCAGAAGGACCUUGCGCCCGAGGACAGGCGAAUGCGCCUUGUCCUGUGCGUCAACGGCCUGCUCACAACCCAAGACGACGUUUGCAGUCCUUGGAAGUGCCUUGGAUCUCAGAACGAGGUUUAUGCUGUUCGCUGGGAAACCGAAACUCUCGAGAAGAUUGGCAGCGCUUUUGAAACUUUGCUCAAGAGUAAGGCAUGGGCUGAGUGUCGAAAGGAGCUCAGUCGUACACCCAUCCUGACCAAAAUGCUCCUUUACGACUGGCCGAGUUCCCUCCUGAGAUCGAGCAAAGUCGUUGAUAAUGCCUGGAUCAUGGGCAUGACACGCAGCACCAAGCUCUCCUCUUGUUUGUCCGACUUGAUUACAGGGCAUCUCCAUGGUGAGCGAGGGCUCAGCCUCAUCGGAUAUGGUGUUGGUGCUCGCGCGAUAUACCUGACUCUUACAUACUUGGCCGAGAGAAAGCUGUACGGCCUGGUUGACUCGGUUGUCCUGAUGGGUGCCCCGGUUCCCGGCGAUACUGGCACCUGGACCGCCCUGAAGAGCGUCGUGACGGGCCGUUUUGUCAAUGUCUUCGCCAAGAAUGAUUACAUGCUUGCAUUCGCCUCGAGGAGUGGACCCAGUUACUUUGGCGUGGCCGGCCUGGCGUGCAUCGAGGGCGUGGGAGGCGUUGAGAAUCACGAUGUGUCCGAUAUCCUGGAUGCCCAUGUGCAGUACCCAUCCCUCGUCGGCGGGAUACUCCAGCGAAUAGGCUGGGAUGAGCUCGAAAUCACAGCUCCUCCUCCCCAAAAGCCGGUCGCACAGUCCCCGUCCCCCGCGCCGAAAGUCCCUGUUCCUCCGGGUAACCGGUCCGGCCAGGCCCAGCACACUCCGGGUCAGGGACGUGGACGCGGGCGUGGACACACACCCGGAUUUCCCGAGAACAAGGAGAACGCCCAACCACAGGGACGUGGUGGAAAGAAUGGUCGCAGCAACAGCGAUAGACGCUUCGCUGGUCAGCCAGGAAAGACGAGCCUUAAGUAG